Thunnus maccoyii (southern bluefin tuna) is the source of this 4501-nucleotide messenger RNA. It is a transcript of the gene rx1, whose product is annotated as retinal homeobox gene 1. Gene Ontology annotation, molecular function: RNA polymerase II cis-regulatory region sequence-specific DNA binding; DNA-binding transcription factor activity, RNA polymerase II-specific. Gene Ontology annotation, biological process: positive regulation of transcription by RNA polymerase II. NCBI's taxonomy places the organism in Eukaryota, Metazoa, Chordata, Actinopteri, Scombriformes, Scombridae. The record is from RefSeq and is a predicted model, not a curated record. The transcript has 3 exons. Bases 1159 to 2214 code for a protein of 351 amino acids.
ACAAAUAGAGACAUUUUUUUAGAGAGAUGCAAGGUAAGCAAAGCCAGCUGAGUGGCUGCAAACGGUGUACAUAGCGGAUCUAAGAGGAGCGAAGUUGGAGAGUGAGCUGCUGGGAGGAACAGGUGGAAUAUUGGCAUCAGCAACUUCAACAGUUCAACAGAUUUACUUCCAAAAGGUAGGCUCUGCCGCUCAUUUUACAUCGCUCUCAUGCUAUUUACUGACACUGAGAUUCAACUUACCUGUCAUGUAAGUUAUAGAUAUGAGCCUUUGUUUUUAUUGCAUAACAAAAUAUGAACAAUAAGUGAAAGAACACAGGAUCAAUAUUGCACAGAAUCCUUUCAUUUGGAUAUUUUGGGUUCACAAAAUGUGCUUUACUUAGUCUACUUUAUCUAUAUCUUACUUACAUGUAAAUGUGCCAGAUUUAGUCAAAAGGCAUGUUUUCAUCUGCAGCCCCUUUCCCCCUUUUUGCAGAGUAUCUUUUCCAACACGGGAAUCUCAGUUGCUCUUCAGCAACAUGUUUUACUUUUACUUUUAUUCAAAGAUUAUAUAACCUGUGUUAUUAGUUGCUUUAUAAAAAGCAGUCCAUUACUGUACUUGUGGUUGCACGUAAUGGUUUAUUACUUGUACUCUUAGUACUUCUCUAACUCUCCAACAUUGUAUCGACAAAAUUAAUGUUAAUUUUGUCAGGAGUUUGCAUGUAUGUAAAGCAGUUAAAAGCAAUAUUAUCAUUAGAAUCAAAAUAGGCCUCAUACAGCUUUCAUAACAUUUACACUUUUCUAUUCCAUAAGACAGACUUAGACAUACACACAGUUGUCAGUUUCAACUUUUGAAUCAAAUAACAAUGAAUUCAUAUUCAUAAACAACUCUGUAUGGCUAUUUGUUAAAGUAAAGAUAAGGAUGUGACUAGUGUGCCAUUGUGUGACUCUUUUAUGUACUGUAGCAGUACAUUAAAGUCUAUAGUAGACCGGGAGUCUCUAAGGGAUAGACUCUAGACACCCCUGCGACUCUGCACAGCUAAGCAAGUUUAGAUGGAUGGAAGAAUGGUUGGAGAGCCAUCUAAGCUAACCUGGUGAUCUCUGACCUCCUAUUUUACCUUAUGUCCUUCACUUAAACAUCCUUCCUCUGACCACAGGACCGUGUGUGUGCCCAGACGCUCGAAUGCAUUUAUCAUUGGAUACCAUGAGCAUGGUGGACGACAGCUGCCUCUCACCCAGCAACUUCCACGAGAUGGGGAAAGGUGGGGGCGUCGCUGCGGGGGGCCGCGUCCACAGCAUUGAUGUCAUUCUAGGCUUCAGUAAAGACCAGGACUCCCUGCUCAGCCCUGCUGGGGCCCCGGGACCCCAUAAAGUGGACAUAGAUGGCCUAGUGGAGCCGGGAAAGCAGCAGGAGCCCUCGUCACACCCGUCCUACAGCGGGCACCUUUCCUCUCUUAGAAACGGCAGCACAGAGCAGCAGUACCAUGAUACUGGCUUAUUCACAAACAAGUGUGAGGAGGAACUGAGUGAACCGAGGAAGGGUGUAGAAAGUGAUGAAGACAAGUCUCCAGAGCCGUGCAAGGAUGAUCAGCCCAAGAAGAAACACAGGCGCAACCGCACCACUUUCACCACCUACCAGCUGCACGAGCUGGAGCGUGCCUUUGAGAAGUCCCACUACCCAGAUGUGUACAGCCGUGAGGAGCUGGCCAUGAAGGUGAACCUCCCUGAAGUCCGAGUUCAGGUCUGGUUUCAGAACCGAAGAGCUAAAUGGCGGCGACAGGAGAAAAUGGAUGCCAGCACCAUGAAGCUCCACGACUCACCAAUGCUGUCCUUCAACCGCCCAGCACCAGUUCACACCAGCAUGGGUCCAAUGACCAACUCCCUCCCGUUGGAUCCCUGGCUGACCUCUCCUCUGUCCAGCGCUACACCGGUCCACAGCAUCCCAGGAUUCAUGGGCCCAGCUCAAGGCCUCCAGCCCAGCUACCCCAGCCACAGCUUCCUCAACUCCACUCCUCAUCCUCCUCAUCCUCAUCCUCAUCCUCAUCCUCAUUCUCAUCCACAUCCGUCCAUGGGCCAGGGGAUGCAGAGUAUGGCUCCUCCCCCUUACCAAUGUGCAGCGCCGUACCCUGACAAAUACCCUCUGGAGGACGUGGACCAGCGCAGUUCUAGUAUCGCUGCACUGAGAAUGAAAGCCAAGGAACACAUCCAGUCUAUGGACAAGACCUGGCAACCCAUGUGACUAACAAACAUGGCAGUCCAUGUGAAUGACACUGGGAAAUGUGGGAGAUGUUGAAGUCAUUCCUUGGGUUCACAUUGUUGAGCAGGGUGUUAGAUUCUGUUAUCCACAGAAUCAAGCAAUGGAAAUGGAUUUUGAACUGUGAAAACCGAGGAUUUUUGGACUUUCUUUUGGACAUUUUUUAAAUUUUUUCUCAUCUCAAGGACAUGAAGCGGACAAGUGAAGUCUGCAGUGUUGUUAAAUUGUUCAUUUUAAACCACCAAUCUCCCUCCAUUUGCAUCCUGAUGGCUGCUGAACACAAAUCUCUACCCCUUUUCUAUCCCCAGCCACAUGUUUCCCUUUAGUUAAAUGCAUUGAUCUAUCCAUAUUCAGCAGUAUAUUCAUGAACAGUCCAUCUACUGAUAUUGGCAGAUGCUAAACAGACAUACUUUCGCCACAUACAUAAGUAAUGGCACAGUACCUUUUUCUAUGCCAUGUCAUUGGACAACUUUUCAUGAACAUACACUGAAGCUAACAUGAAAUUCACCUAAAUGAGGCAUUUUUGUUUGUAUUAUUAUUAUUUCCAUAUUUGUUUUUACAUUUUUUUGAGUCAACCAUCAAAGUUGAUUGAAUCAGCCAAAACUUUUUACAUUCUUCUGUUCAUUCUUUACUUUUCCCAUUUUCUUCAUUCAGUUUGUGUUUUUACUAAUUAAUCCAAUUGUCAAAUUUUCAUGGGUCAGCUAAUGAGAGUCUCAGAGUACUUUGUGAAUGAACGUCUCAGUUUAAUGUGUGAGCAGCUUUUAAAAUAUAGACAUGAAGACACAUCACAGUGCCUCUGGCUGUGACUGUAAAUGCACGUCUCACUAAUCUGUCGAUUUAUAACAGCUGUGUGAUUUUCAGUUAAUCUCACACUUGAAAGUAUGGUUUAUGUUGCAGUACCCAUAGGCUGCCCAUUUUUCCGACAGCCGAGGCCUUUUGUCAUUGUUUUAAAUCUAAAACACGCUCAAAAACAGAUAAUAGUUUAGUGGGAAAGUGCACUAGAGUCAGAGUUAUGAUGGCACUUUCUACGUGGACCAGAGCUAAGAAUAUACCAAAAAUAAUUAUGCAUAGUUACUAUUUUCUGAUUUGUGCUGAGAUGCUUUAAUGAAGGAAGGAAGUAAAAAGGAAGCGAGGAAGACAGGCCAGUGAGCAAAAUAACCCUCUUUUUGCUUGAGUGGCUGUUGGAGGAGAAAACCUGUUGGCAGCUCGGUGUUGGGUGGCUGCGUGUACGUGCAGGGCAGCAGAAAGAGCCCUGUGUGAUGCGUCACCCCACAUAGUUUAGUCUUUGUUCGGCACAAUUGAUCCAAGUGUAUCCUCUUUGUCUGAAACUGAAGGGGGGGAAACGGUCUCAGGCUGCACUAAAUAGGCCCUUGUAACCAUUUUGUCAUGGAAGGUUUUUUUUUCUCUCUCAAUCAAAGGAGGAGAAACAUUGAUUGUAGCUGCUACGGUCAUUAGUGACACAAUAUUGGUCUUUUACCAUCUGUUACACAGUUAAGCUCUGAUUGUCUUAAAGGUAAAAACACAAUGUAUUUCCACCAGGAAGAUUAGUAUUUGCUAUUGAGGCUUUUAUCGUAACAGCAGCUACAGGUAUCAUCUCACAUAACUGAAUAUGUGCAGGCUGAGAAGUUAGACGGUACCUUUUGGACUUUGGUUAUGGGACAAGAGGGAGAGAAAAUCCAUAAUUUUAAAGUGCAAUUUUUUUAUUUGUAUUUUUUUCUUAAAGGAGACUCAUUUUUCAUUGUAUGGUUAAUGUCCAUUGUAUGGUUAUGAUAUUUCACUUUAAUAUGAUGUGAAAGUUGGCACUUAGCUGCUAACAGUGAGUUAAAACAACAAUUACAACAUCAGUAAGAAGAACAACAGUAUUAAGUCAUUUCUGGUUCAUUGUAAAAUCCGGUGUCGUACUGUUCAGAGAGUAAAAAACACAGUGUUACAUCUGCUGCUGGUCUGUCCUCAUGUUGUAUAGUGUUUUUAUGUUGUUGCUUAGUGAUGUUUAGACUCCCUAUUGGACAAUGCCAGGACCUCACACUAUAGACAAAAUGAGGAUUACCUUGCACAUUAAGAGCUUCUUUAAGAUGCUACAUAAAUGUGAUUUUGGACCAAGAAUAAGCCAAAGGUUAUGGACAAAACUGCACUAGAUGUUUGACAGUUUUAGUUUGUUUUUUUUAUCAUGUGAAAAUGCACAGGAUACUUUUCCUGUUUGGCUGUUUUGUUUCUUAAAUGUCCUAGUUAUAUCUGUCCUAGUGAUAUUGUUUUCUUUCUUCUAUGAUUUUGU